AAUAUAUAUUUUUAAAAAAGAAAAUGUAAUCUCCAUAUUCCCUGCAGAAGGACAUUCAAUUCCCUUUAUAAAGGGGGAGCAGAGAUCAUAGCGGUUGAGUCCACAGGCAGGAAACGACAGAGCUGGGAAUGGAAGCUAGACCUGUGACUUAGAGCCGGAUUCUUUCCUGUGCGCUCAGGGAGACUGCAGACGGGAGAGGGCUCCAGACGGACCUUGGGGUUGUUCACAAUGGGCGAGGGGAGGACACUGGAAAGAAGAGCCGGAGGCCCAGGGCGACGCAGGGACCCGAUUGGAUGUGCUUGUGUCACUAGAGACUUUGACUUUGCCCCUUAGGCUCGCUUCCCUCGGGGCAGAUAAAGGAGUGAGGAUCAGAGUGGGGAUCAGAGCCGCUCACUCCUGGCUCCCUGGCUCCCUGGCUCCCUGGCUCCCUGGCUCCCUGGCUCCCUGGCUCCGAAUGCGGGAGUGACAGAACUGGAUGAAUUAGGGGAGGGGCCAUCGUGGGCCCCGCCCACAACCUUUGUGUCGGGGGAGCUGGAGAAAGAGCGCCUGUUGAGAGCCAAUCAAGAUGCCGCAUGUAAAUGACCCCGAGGGGCGUUCUCCGAGCGACUCCAGAGCAGUGUCGCUGCCCCGCAGCGGGCGCAGAUCGCACUGCCUGGCGCCAUGCGAGGCGCCAACUUUGAGGGACGGAGACUCGAACCUAUGGAAGCCUGGGGAGAAACUCACGCCUUCUCCCCGUCCAAUGCGGAGAGGCAGCCGCGGCCGCACGGCAAAACGGAAGAGAGAGGACGGCUGGCAGCCGACCGGUGCACCCACAUCAUGAACACCUGCCGCCACCACUCCGGAUACCUGGCGGACGAUGAGGCCGGCCACAUCACGUACCGGGCCCGGGUGCAGCCGCCUAAGAAGCCACCGUUCCUGAAAGUGGAGCAAUCCUCCAAUCUGGGCCACGUGCCACACCCACCGUCGAUGUAUGGCCCCUCCGGCAGCUCAGGGCUUCGCAGCCACCGUGGGAGCACGAGGGACCCUCGGCCCUUUGGCAGUUUCCUGGAUUUCCUUGUGGAGGGCCAGGUGCUGGAGAGCCUGCAGAGGGUGGUGGAGGAAGCAGCCGAGCGCAUGGCUACCAUGAAGACAGAGACUGGGGCGCCGCUGGUGGAUGUGCAGGACCCAGUGGAGAUGCCGAGGGGGGGGCGACGUGUGCGUGCCCGGCCCAGCCUCAAUACCGUGCACCGGCACCACGUCCAGCCCAGCCUCUGCAUCGGGCACCCCAACAACUACCCAUCCUGCUCCAGCUCCAUGUCUGACUCACAUAGCAACGCCACAGUCGGCUACCCGGGUUCCUAUGGCCGGGACAGCGACCUGGGCUACCGCGGCCUAGGUCCACUGCCACCCAUAAGGGACAAACUGCUGCAGGAGAAGAGCCUCAAACGGCUGCUGCGGCUAGAGAACAGAGGGAAACGCCUGCCCUGCUCCCAGGGGGACGCCCUGCUGUGGGACUCACUGGGCUCAAGCUUGGGCACACCGGAAGCAUCAGAGCUGGGGAUUGGCGAGAGGGAGCUGAAAUUCCUCAAGAGAGAGUUCAACAAGGAGAUCAAGUCCUUGCUGAGCCAGUCAGAGGCCUUCAACCUGCCCGGCUACUCUUCGUUCCGUGAGCCCCAUCGGACCCUGGACCUCCUGGCCAAGCACCACCUCUUCCCUGCCCUGCAGAGCGUGGUCAACCAGGCUGUGGACAAGCUCAGUGGCGCCCUCCGGCAGAACGGCUGCCCUCUCUUCCCAUCCGAAUGGGAGCCCAUCACAGACCCCAAUCUAGAAAUCACCCCAGGCUCCAAACUGGCCACACCCAACCCAGAGACCAAUGAUGAUCUCCCCUCCACCGCAGCCUCCAGCUCCAAGAUGACAGGAAGAAAAAACAAGCCCAGAACACGGGACAAGUCCAAGGAAGGUGGUUCCACCAUGUCUAAUGCCCAAGGAGCCACCAGAUUUAGGCUCCAGAGCCCCCAUUACAACAGGAAGAAGACGACACUGCCCUCCAUCUCCUCCAAGUCCAUAUCUUACAUCUCCAACCCCUGGUCUGAGGAGCUUAUCAACGACAUGACGGAGCAGGCUGUCUCCUUGCUUGUUUGCAAGUACAAGUUUGAGAGGAACCUCACCAAGCAGCUGGGCCUCAUCUCCUUCCCCAUCACUGAGACACUCGUGGACCUCUUGCUGGGCUUCAAGAAAGUGAAAGGCUCCAACAUCUGCCUGUCCUCGGAGGUCAACUGGAACGACCUGCUGCGCAUGCUGGAGGAGGCGCAGUGGGCCCGGCAUGUGUCCCUGGAGGCCUCCCAGCAUGACGCCUCCCAGCACACUGCCUCCCUCCCAGGCAGCAUAGACACCCCCUCCACAUUGUCUAUGCAGGCCACUGUCCUGGAUCAGGUGGCCAAGGAGCCAGACCCCCAGGUACCCACCCUUCAGGAGAAAGGUACUGCUGAGGAGCACAAGCCCACGAACCAGUUGGAGCCCAAGCCCUCCGCAUCCCAGAGCACUGGCACGGGCUUCAAGCAGCCUGAGCAAGUAGUGGACAUGGGGGAGAGAUGUGGAGCCACGAUAGCCGUCUUCCUGCACUUGGCCACAGUGCUGGGACCUAUUGGCACAACUCUAGCCAAGCGAGGCCACUCAGGUUCUUUCCUAGAGAUUCUGGUGCAGUUUGCACUGACGGCUGAAGGCAAGCGUGGAUGGUGA
Myotis lucifugus (little brown bat) is the source of this 2718-nucleotide messenger RNA. It is a transcript of the gene CCDC116, whose product is annotated as coiled-coil domain containing 116. Gene Ontology annotation, cellular component: centrosome. Lineage: Eukaryota; Metazoa; Chordata; Mammalia; Chiroptera; Vespertilionidae. Bases 661 to 2718 code for a protein of 685 amino acids. The transcript is spliced from 6 exons. The record is from RefSeq and is a predicted model, not a curated record.